AUGGCAUUCGAUACGAAUGUGAAUUAUAGCGAAAGUCGCGCCACAGAGGUCAAUACCAUUGGAUGGGUUUUCACAGGCAUCGCCAUCAUCACUGUUUCCUUGAAGAUAUUCUCCCGUGUGGAUACCAAGCGGGCAGGAUGGGACGAUUUCUUUAUUUUCUUCUCCAUGGCCCUUAGUAUCGUUGCCACAGCAUUGGUAUCCUACUCGGUCACCUUGGGCUUUGGGCGACAUACUGCAGCAGUUGUAGCAGAGCAUGGGAUGGAACGCUAUGAAAAGACAGCUUACUGGCAAAUUAUUGCGUUUCCAUUCAAUAUCGGCGCAUUUAGUUUUCCCAACAUCUCUAUCUCCAUCUUGAUUGUCGAUCUUCUUGACCCCAACCCCUUGCGCAAAUGGGCUCUCUAUGGCAUGAGUAUAUUCCAGGUUAUCAUUGCAAUCAUAUCGGUCUUCAUUGUGUUUUUCCAAUGUGACCCUGUUGCAAUGUUAUGGAAACCCACGUUAGAAGGUACAUGCUGGAGCUCAGACGUCUUCGAUGACUUCUCGUACUUUGUCAGUGGCUUUACAGCAAUGACGGAUAUUAUCCUGGCAAUUGUUCCCAUUCUUGCAUUUUGGAAAUUGCAGAUGCCUUUCUCAACGAAGCUUAGUAUCUGCAUUAUGAUGGGGUUGACACUUCUAUCUGCGAUUGUGACCAUCGUCAAAGCAACAUAUUUGCACCUGUUUACGAACCACACUGAUCCACUUUGGAUUCCUGUUCCACUAGUCCUUUGGGGGCUGAUUGAACAAAAUGUUGUCAUUGUCGCCGCUUGCAUCCCUACUCUCCGUCCCUUCUUCCGCAAAACAUUCCAAUCUACAAAGAACUCGUCGAGCGGGGACUCCUCCCCGAAUAGCUCGGGCGCAAGAUUCAGGCGCUCAGUCAAGUCAAUCUACAGUAUCUCCAGGCAGUGUCCCGAGUCUGUCUCGGAAUUUCCGCUGAAUGAUACGCAACCAAAGAGUGGUGACAAUGAUGAAUUUCAUGACAGCGAAAGUGCAUCUGGACACGCGAUAGAAUCGGGAUCCCACAAAAGGUCAAGCCAGGAGCUUUAG
This is a messenger RNA of Penicillium malachiteum, 1080 nucleotides long. RefSeq lists its product as uncharacterized. The record is from RefSeq and is a predicted model, not a curated record. Bases 1 to 1080 code for a protein of 359 amino acids. The transcript is spliced from 5 exons. NCBI's taxonomy places the organism in Eukaryota, Fungi, Ascomycota, Eurotiomycetes, Eurotiales, Aspergillaceae.